AUGAAUGAAUUAUUAGUUUACCAAAAAUGGGAUCAUUGUUUAGUAUACAUCGAUGACGUCAUUAUUUUUUCCAAGUCAUUUCAACAACAUUUAGAACAAUUGAAUGACAGUUUAGCAGUCUUAAACAAGGCAAAUUUUACAUUGAACUCUCCUAAAUGUUCGUUAUUUCAAACCACUAUAAAUUAUUUGGGGCACACCAUUCACAACAAUGGCAUUACAUCGUUGAUGAAUACGAUCAAGGCUCUUGUUGAGUUGAGUUAUCAACGCCCAAAUCUAUCAAAGAUGUCGAUGCUUGGCACUACAUCUGACGACGAUGAGGAACACACUGCUGAAGUCAAUGUCCUCACACGAUCAGCAGCUCGAGCCCGGACGACAAACGACGAUAAGCGCAUUACCACCACAACAGACACACAUCCUAAUCCAGGAACAAAUAAAAAGUCUCGGCAGCUUCGUCCAAGAAAUAAGACAUUAAACUGCCAGGUGUCAAACAAUUUAGUAUCCGCACAAUCAUCAACAAUGAAACAACAAUCGUCGAGCAAUCCUGCUCCAUCAUGA
This is a messenger RNA of Didymodactylos carnosus, 555 nucleotides long. The record is from the annotation of a GenBank genome assembly. Lineage: Eukaryota; Metazoa; Rotifera; Eurotatoria; Philodinida; Philodinidae.